AUGAAAAGAUAUUCUCCAGUCCUCAAUACUGCCAGUGGAAUGGCUGUCGGUGAAGCAACCCUACCAGUUCGGAGGGAACAAUUCAACCUUGCUGAGUGCAAGUGCUAUCAGCUCCUGAACGUUCAUAGACCGACGAUAUGGAUUAAUGAAAGGAUACCGGAUUCGUGGAUGCACGCUGCCAUAAUUCUCCUCCACAAGAAGUUUGCCGUCACGGAUCCCAAGAAUUAUCAAGGGAUAUCCGUGUUGCGUGUAAUGUGCAAGGUUUUGGAGUGGUUCACUCUAGAUUGGCCAAUCAAACAUCGCAAGGACACUGCCAGCGAAGAAGAAGCCGGCUUUCGCCCUGGUCGAUCUGCGAUUGCAUAA
Necator americanus (New World hookworm) is the source of this 363-nucleotide messenger RNA. RefSeq lists its product as uncharacterized. NCBI's taxonomy places the organism in Eukaryota, Metazoa, Nematoda, Chromadorea, Rhabditida, Ancylostomatidae. The record is from RefSeq and is a predicted model, not a curated record. Bases 1 to 363 code for a protein of 120 amino acids. The transcript is spliced from 2 exons.